This is a messenger RNA of Paramuricea clavata, 2413 nucleotides long. The record is from the annotation of a GenBank genome assembly. NCBI's taxonomy places the organism in Eukaryota, Metazoa, Cnidaria, Anthozoa, Malacalcyonacea, Plexauridae.
AAAUGUUUCAAAACCUCGCCAGUUUCUUGAUUUCUUUGCUUUAAAAUGUGAGACAAAUCGUAGAAAGAAAGAUGAUUGAUCUCUAUUCCUACAAAGGAAACUAGGGCAAUGUUUUGUGACCUGUAAAGAAUGGCUUGUUGCCCGACUGAAGAGAAAUAUGGCUACGAAGAUAGCCGAUUUGAAAAAGAUGUCGACCAGCAUUUUCAUUGUUCUAUCUGUUACAAUGUUCUUAAAGAACCGAGGAUGUGUAGGAAUAAUGAACACGUCUUUUGUCUUGCCUGUAUCAGUGAACAUUUGAAAGUAAAUUCGCACACUUGUCCUGAAUGUAGCGAACAUUUGAGCGUAGACACGCUUCGUCGGCCGCGGGUGUUGAGUAAUUAUUUGUCGAAGCUGAAGAUUAACUGUGAUUAUGCCAGUCGGGGAUGUCCUGAGUUUACCUGUCUUGAAGAUCUCGAAAAUCAUGUUGCAAGUUGUGGUUUUGCUCCUGUGUUUUGUUCAAAUGAAAAUUGUGGCAUGAAGAUUAACAAGCAAGAGAGGGACCAUCAUGAGACUGUGGUUUGUGAAUAUAGGAAAAUGUACUGUCAAGACUGUGGGCAGAUACAGGAAGCUGUGGGAAAAUUGGAAGGAAGUUUGAUAGAACUGGAUGGAAAAGUGGAAGCAGCAAAUGAAACGAUGCAGAGCAAUCAUGUUGAAAUGAAAAAGGUUGUGGGAAAAUUGGAAGGAAAUUUGGUGGAACUGGAUGGAAAAGUGGAAGCAGCGAACGAAAAGAUGGAGAAAAAUUAUGCGGAUAUGAAAACGAUUGUGGGAAAAUUGGAAGGAAGUUUAGCGGGAAUGAAUAAGAGAAUCAACGAUAAAGUGGAAGCCGUGGGAGAAAUGAAUAGGAUGGUAAACGAAAAAGUGGAAGCAGUGAAGAAUAGCCAAGAUCAAAUUAAAGAAAAAGUCGAGAAAGAGGUCGGAGAAGUCAAGAGAGUAGUAAAAAAUGUGAAACAAAAUCUUUCCAAAGUGAACAAAGACGUGGAUGAGGUCAAAAUCAUGAUGAUUCAAAUGUUAGAGAAGUUAAAUACGAUCGAACUUCUCAACAAACUGCCAUCUCCAAGUGUGGAAAUCUUGAAAACACCAAGGGAAGACAUUUUGAUUGCAGGUGGUCGUGCAUCUUGGGGUACCAAACCUCUUAAAAGUACAGCAAUAUAUUCCUGGGAGAAAAAUGGUUGGUUUGAGGUGUCACCAAUGAAUGAAGAGCAUGCCGGAGCUUCGUCAUUUAUUUAUAAUGAUCAGUUAUUUGUCGUUGGGGGAGGGGAUAAUAAGACAAUUGAGACCUUGGAUCUCAAUGAAUUACCUUUAAAAUGCAUGAAAUUUCCUGGAGAACUUCCCUAUGGCUGUGGUGGUUAUCAAGCUGUUGUGUACCAACAGCGUGUUAUUCACAUUGGCGGAUUUAAUUAUGACAAAAGGAGAUGGUCUAACUUGAUUAGUGAAUUGCAACUUACCUCACCUUGCACUAUGAAAAAGUUAUGCCAAAUGCCUGAGCCUCGAGAAUAUCAUAGUGCUAAGAUAAUUGAAGAUAAAGUCCUGGUCUUUGGAGGGCAGAAAUCCUUAGGCCAUGAAAGUUCUUUGGACAGUGUGUUGGCGUUUGAUGUAAAGAAGAAUGAAUGUAAGGAGAUGCCACCAUUACCACAUCCUCUGACACAAAUGGCAACAGUUCGUUGGAGAGAUCAAGUAGUUGUGCUUGGAGGUCGCGAUAGGGAUGGUCAUGUUCUGAAUGAUGUUUUCAUGUAUGACUGCAAUACGGGCAAGACCAAAGCCUUACCAUCUAUGUUGGAGAAGAGAUAUAGAUAUUGUGCAGUUAUUACUGGAAAUACAAUUGUGGUCAUGGGAGGUAAGAAUGAGAAAGAGGAAUAUCUCAAUUCAGUGGAAUGUUUUGCAAUGGGUGGUUCUACAUGGGAAUAUCUUCCUGACAUGAACGAAGCCAGGUGCGAAGCAAUUUCUGAAGUUUUACCUUCCACAAGAAAAUAUGUGUAAGUUUGACAUUCACGUUAUACAUUAAGGGGUCGGUUGUACGAAGAUCGAUGAGUGUUAUCUACGGAGUACAGGAUAGUCACAUUUUCAACUGUUGUAAAAAUGCUUGUAAAGAUACAAAACUACGAAUAUGGACCUCACAAUUGAUAAAUAGAAACUUUAAUUUGUAAAUAAUAAAGUUUAAUCUGAGUUAUACAAUUGAGCGGACAAUUUUGGAAAGAUUGAAAAAUCACUAACCAGUGAACUAAAAUCUGCAACUUCACAUGCAAACAGUGAUUCCAAUGUGUGUUUAUACACACUAUUUAUGGAUAUUGUCUGGUGUGUCAGCGUGUAACUAUUGCGUAAUUUAUUUUAAUUAACAUGCCUGGAAAAUGAGCCAUUGUUGCAAGAUGCCGCCAUU